This is a messenger RNA of Cotesia congregata, 1520 nucleotides long. NCBI's taxonomy places the organism in Eukaryota, Metazoa, Arthropoda, Insecta, Hymenoptera, Braconidae. The record is from the annotation of a GenBank genome assembly.
AUGGAAUCGUGCUUUCCCCCUCUUAAGUCUUUGAGUUUAAGGGACUCCAAAAAGUGCAAAAAACGACUGAGUGAUAAUCAUUCUUUUGAGGAUAAAUCGGAGAAUCAGGAGAAAUUUCAAGUCUUGCAGGAUUUGGAUUUGUAUUAUAUAAGACAGAUUGCUCAUAAUUUAAAGGAAUAUGAUUUGGAGCAAAAAAUCGAGGUGGAAAUAAAAAUGCGCGAAGGCUCGGCGCGACUUUUAGCCGCCGCGAGACACAGAGCCCAGAGUUUAGAAGCAGCACGUGCUCUUUUGACGUCCAAUGAACGUAUGUCUGCUUAUAUGGCGGAAUUGCAACGACGUAAAAAAGAUAUCAACAAAACAAGUGUCUCCGGUAGCGCAGCGCGAGUUUCUUUAUCGGAACUGCGUGUUCCACUGAUGUGGCGUGACUCGGAUCAUUUUAAGAACCGCGGAGAUUACCGUAGAUUCGCGGUGUUUUGUUUGGCAAGAGUUGGAACUGAAAUACACGACACUGCACUUAUUUGUCCAGUUGAUCGCGCUCAAACUGACAUUACUUUUCCUGACGUGUUGCUCUUCAAUAACGUGCCAGCAGACUUUGAAUUGACGUUGGAAAUCUACAGCCAUAUUUUGCAAGAAGAUUUAAGCAUUGCAAGUACUCCUCGUCGGAUUAAACGGACUAUUCAUUCGUCGAUUUCUAAAACUGUUGGGAAAAAACUUGCCGCUUCGUUGAAAGAUGAAUUAAAUUCUGGGGACCACAAUUUGAAUUGAUGGCGUCUGCUAAAUUAACUGUAGACGAUACCGAAGAAAAUAUCCAUACUCAUGAUUUAAUAAUCAAUAAUUUGGAAAACAAACACCACGCGUUGCCAUUAUUCGGUCACUUUUGCUGUCGACUUGCGGCGCAAUUAGACUGCAUGACAAAGGACGUCCACACGGGCACAAUCAGUAUAAAUAACAAGAAAUGCUGGGCAAGACUGAGGAACUUUACGCUGAAUGCCUGGGAGUCUCGAAAGUUGGCAGAAGACGAGCAGCCUCCAAUCCACAGCGUUCCGAUAAACCGCGAAACCGUGAUACAGAAGCCCUCGAGCUCGGGGAAGGAGAUCAGGGUGAGUAACAACGUGGACGGCUGCGAAAAUACUACCAGUAUAAAGCUCGAGUCGACAGAGGAAGCCCAGAAGUGGCUCAGACACCUCACUGACCACGUUGAGGACCACUUGAGGUGGAAACACGCCGCGGAAAGUGUACAGCAGGUGCCUUAUAUCGAGAGCACUAGGAACUCUUUUAUCAGCAAGAGACAAGGCUCUCUUUAUGAUGAAACUCCGCUUAUUGAAACUGUGAGAACAGAUUAUUCAACGCGACCAACAGUACAACAAAUAUUUGGACUGACCCCUAGCACUAGCUUGAGCAGCUGCAGCAGCAACAGCCCCCCUAGUUUAAGAUCCCGUUCUUUGAGCACCAGUGGUACAACAAAAUUAAGUGCCAGCACUCUCAAAUCCCAUUGGCCAUUUUCCAAUAAAAAUAAUUAA